Molecule: messenger RNA, 1156 nt
Organism: Drosophila busckii
Lineage: Eukaryota; Metazoa; Arthropoda; Insecta; Diptera; Drosophilidae
Product: pancreatic triacylglycerol lipase
Exons: 3
Coding region: 11-1156 (381 amino acids)
Biological process (GO): lipid metabolic process
Molecular function (GO): lipase activity
Source: RefSeq, a predicted model, not a curated record
UUUUGUCAACAUGAAGCCAACAACGCUGCUUGCUCUGCUAGUUGGAGUGUGUUGUGCAGUUGGAAAUCCGUUGCUGGGGCUAGUGGAUCCCGCGUGUUUUGUCGUCAGCAAUGAUGACUGUCCAAAUGAAAAUGUAACCUUUUGGCUUUACAGCAAUGCCACGCGUGAUGAUCCCGUGCAGCUGAAUCCACUUGAUCCCAAUCCCUGGGACUUUCAGCCACCGCGAGCGCUCAAAAUUAUUUUACAUGGCUACACAGGCAAUCGCGACUUUGCGCCCAAUAAUCACAUCAGACCCGUGCUGCUAGACCACGAGGAUGUCUAUGUUAUUUCCAUAGAUUAUGGUCCCUUAGUGCGUUAUCCUUGCUAUGUACAAGCGGUGCGUAAUCUCCCAGUGGUGAGCAAAUGUCUGGCGCAGUUGAUAAAUAAUUUAUUAGAUCGCGGCAUAGUGCAAAAUGAGCAGCUGCAUAUUAUUGGCUUCAGCCUGGGCGGCCAGGUCGCAGGUCAAACUUCAAACUAUUUGAAACGCAAGCCCAAGCACAUAACUGGGCUCGAUCCUGCCAAGCCGCUGUUCAUAUUAAGCGGCAAAGAUCGAAGGCUGGAUGCGGACGAUGCGGAGUUUGUGGAUGUGCUGCAUACGGAUACGCUGGGGCGGGGAAUGAUGCGCAGCAUGGGGCAUGUGGACUUUUAUCCGAAUUUUGGAGCGGUGCAGCCAGGCUGCAUGGAAGAGAACUCCAAUGAUCCAGGCUCGUGUAAUCAUGAGCGAGCGCCGCGUUUCUAUGCAGACUCCAUUAACUCCAAGCUGGGCUUCUGGGCGCGUCAGUGCUCCAGCUGGUUAAUUCAUCUCUUUGGUCUCUGUUCAACGCGUGCGCCCACAGCUUUGAUGGGUUACCAUGUGGGUAAGCAGCUAAGUGGCUCUUACUUUCUAAAGACAGCCAGCGCCAGUCCCUUUGCCUUGGGUCCAUUAGAAGAGGCAGACAAUAGCAAAUACUUGGCCAAGUUUAAGCUGCAUGAUAAACACAGCGAGAUCGAUGAGGACUUUGAGCUGCAGCUGCGUGAAUCCUUUCCAGAGCUGGAGGACAAUGAUGUGGACACCGAUGAGCUGGAACGGCAGUUAAUAUGGCAAGCGCAUGAAUCGCUUGAUGAGCCAUUAAAUUAA